GCUCACAGAUGGACAUUGAGUUGAUGAUUCGGUCAGUUUGGAUUAUGUAAGUGGAGAGAAGUCGUAACUAAACUAAAUUGCAUAUGAGACAUCUGUAUGCUGUAGCGGUGGAGGUCCAAGGAGCCUAGAAAUAACUAAGUCAGAAAAAGACCCGAGGGGGGGAUAGGAAGUGUGUGCAUCUCAAGAGGCUGGGUCGCAGCAGGUGCUUCCUCUGACAAACACACACGACAGACCGCUCCUUAUCAUCUUCCUAGUCCAGUUAACCUUGUCACUCUCGCUCUUUCUCUCACACAGAAGCGCUCUAAGGCUGUGCCCUUGCCCAGAACAAAAGAAAAAAAGAAAACGGCACCCUGCAAUAACUCUGCGGACCCCAAGUAAAUAGAAACUGAAGAAUGGAAGGCUCCAGAAUCUCUCUCCAUCUUCUCUUCUUCCUUCUGAUUGGACAAGUUUCACACACCAGCAUUACUCAGCCUCAGACCACUAAUGCCAUAUAUCCAACUGACAUAACCUCAAUUACCCAAGAGGAAAACGACACCUCCAGCUCUCCCACAAAGGCCACCACGGGCUGCCUCAUCAAGCCCCAGUUGGGCUUCAUAGUGGUGACCUGCGCUGGGGGCCUGGUCCUGUUUCUGCUCGUCUCUACUGUGGUCCUGGCCUCCCAGGUGUGCAGUCUUAGGCGCCAGGCCCGUGCCCCUCGCCCCGCCCGCAGUAACGUGGACCUGGUGAGUGGCGCGGGCUACUGGGACACGGAGCACUCUGAGGGGGGCAUAGUGGGGCCCUGUGAUACCAGUGUCAUGUUGGAGGAGGUCCGUUUGGAUGGAGAAGAGGAUGAAGAGCAGGGGGAAGAAGAGGAGGAGGAAAAGGAGGAGGAGCAGGCAGAAGGGGUCAGAGGCCAAACAGGGGAUGCGAGAACAACUGGCGAAAUAGCCAUGCAGAUGCAGAGUUCCAGCUCCAGGGAUUUGUGUCUGGAAAUCCCCCAGGAUCUAGAGAACAUGCCCCUAGUGGUGUGAGUAGAGCAUUGCAUGCACUCCCUCUCCAGCCUCAGAGAGCCAUGGCCUGGCUCAGAGCUGAACUUCACUCAGGCAUAGAUAUCAACAGGCCAGAUCAGCUCCAGUCUUGUGCCUCAAGUCAAAACAAAGAGUAUUUGUUAUUUGUUUUAAUAAGUACUCCAGCUAUAUGUAAUCCAUUUUAGGAGCUUUUACAUAUUUGCUUUGUAAACUGCAUUAAUCUGAUUUGGAAUGAUUUUGUCUCAAAUGUAUUUCUAUAGAGAACAUUUGAAUAGGCUGUUGGGAACAGCAAGACAUUAAUUUGAAAUAAUGUGCUACGAACAGCACACUACUGCCAACUGCCCAAGUUAAUUACGCUUACAGCUUACUACGAAGGUUCAGGAUCUUUGUACGGGGGGGGGUCACUUAUAUUUUACAUUUGAGUCAUUUAGCAGACGCUCUUAUCCAGAGUGACUUACAGGAGCAACUAGGGUAAAUUACCUUGCUCAAGGGCAUAUUGACAAAUUAAAAACAGUGACCUUUCGGUUACUGGCCCAAAGCUCUUAACUGCCAAAUUCAAUCAUAUUAGCAGUACACUAUGCCAACUUCUCUUAAUGGCAGAGGUACUGAGAAUAUUUGAUUAAUUAAGUGUAACAAAAGGGUAUUAAGCUUACGUAGAAAGUAUAUUUUGUUGAAGAUUGAAAUGAUAGAAGCUUAAUGAAGCCCCCCCCCCCCCCUAUUGACACUGUUGGCUAAAAGAUUCCUUCUCAGCAAACAAGCACUCAAACAUUGUCUACCAUAUAUAUAACUGAAUGUGGUCGCUUCUCCCCAAGACAUUAAAUGUCAAACAUUUUAUAAUAUAUGUUGUCCAAUCUAAACUGUCCUAUCUACCUGUAUUAAAAAAAUAUAAUAAUAAAACACACUCAAAUAUGCCAACAUGCUUGCUGGUCAGAUGUGAGUUCAGUUAAAAUGAUUACUUUCCACCAACUUGAUGUGAACUUCCUUUCCUUUAUCUGAAGUGAUUCCACGCACAAAUACUAUACCAAGGGUAAACUUUGAACAUCUUGUUUCCAUCGGUGGCUGGGCACAGAGAUAGCAUUGGGCCUGCCAAGCCUACUUGUUACAUCAAUAAGUCUUCCCCUCAACCUUCACGUGUCAGUCGAGCAGUCACAGAACUCCGAACUCAUUUGUUUCCACUCCUCUCUACUAAGUCUAACUUCUUUUCUCUUUUCUGUAAAAAUACAAUAUUUGUUUAAAUGCCACAACCCAAAUAAAUGGAGGUUUUGUGAA
Molecule: messenger RNA, 2276 nt
Organism: Oncorhynchus nerka (sockeye salmon)
Lineage: Eukaryota; Metazoa; Chordata; Actinopteri; Salmoniformes; Salmonidae
Product: zinc finger homeobox protein 3-like
Exons: 4
Coding region: 393-1010 (205 amino acids)
Cellular component (GO): membrane
Source: RefSeq, a predicted model, not a curated record